Messenger RNA from Helianthus annuus (common sunflower), 4371 nucleotides. Its product is annotated as disease resistance protein RPV1-like. The coding region runs from base 412 to 4209 and encodes 1265 amino acids. Gene Ontology annotation, biological process: signal transduction; defense response. The record is from RefSeq and is a predicted model, not a curated record. The transcript is spliced from 8 exons. Gene Ontology annotation, molecular function: protein binding; ADP binding. Lineage: Eukaryota; Viridiplantae; Streptophyta; Magnoliopsida; Asterales; Asteraceae.
UAAGUGAAAUCAGGCUUGUGCUCAUAUACUAAACAACCUUACUUUUUAGGUGAUCUUGAAUAGCUCGCGAGUAGUCUAGCUUGUCUACAACUCUAGUUUUAAACAAGUGAUAAGCUUUUUUGUGAUAAAAGUUAAACAAGGAGCAUUUUGAGAUAUAAUAAUAGUUGGUCAAAAAAGUUGAAGAAAAAUAAAGGGUCCAUUUCCAAGAACCUUCCGACUUUGGCCGUUCAAAAAAAAUAAAAACCUUGCGACUUAUUUAAUCGAAAUGAUGUGUAAAAGACACAAAGUAGUUGUACCUACCUAAACAUAAUAAUAUCUUUAUAUGUAUUUACUCACAUACACAUUACACACACACACACGGAGACUCUGAACCAGAGAAACAAGACCAUCUCAAAACACUCAUCAUCAACAAUGGCUGCUGAACUCAUGGAGACUCUGAAAGAAGCUAUAACCGCCUACACCGGACUCUCUCCCACUACUUUCUUCACUGUUCUCGCCGCCGGUAUCGCCGUCUACUACAUCGUUUCCGUUUUCUUCAUGAGAGGCUCCUCCGAUCACCGUCAACAACACAGCCCAAUGUCUUCCGAACAAGACAGAUCAAUAGCUGAUUCUUCAUCCUCCUCUUCUCAGUCGAUUCAUCAUGAGGUCUUUCUGAGUUUUAGAGGAGAAGACACCCGCAGGAACUUUGUGGAUCAUCUCUACAAGGAUCUUGUACAACAAGGAAUCCACACAUACAAGGAUGAUGAAACACUUCCUCGGGGUGAGUCAAUCCGUCCUGCCCUCUUGAAGGCGAUCCAGGAAUCACGGAUAGCUGUUAUUGUAUUCUCGGAAAACUAUGCGGACUCAUCUUGGUGCUUGGACGAGCUUCAACAUAUUAUGGAGUGCAUGGACACGAGAGGGCAAAUUGUUGAGCCCAUAUUUUAUUUUGUAGAUCCAUCGGAUGUGAGAAAUCAAAAUGGGAAAUACAGAAAAGCAUUUUCCAAACAUAAGAGGGAAAAUAAGCACAAAGUUGAAUCAUGGAGAGAAGCCCUCAAAAAGGCAGGCAACCUAUCUGGAUGGGUCAUCAAUGAAAACAGUUAUGAAGCAAAAUGCAUCAAAGAAAUUGUUGAUACAAUUUCUAAGCGGUUGCCUACACUAACUACAAACGUCAAUAAAAACCUCGUUGGAAUAGAGGCACGCUUGCGAGAUCUAAAAUCAAAGUUGAACAUUGGGUCAGACGGUGUACGCAUUGUCGGGAUAUGGGGGGUUGGAGGUGGCGGUAAGACUACUCUUGCAUCUGCUGCUUAUGCCGAACUCUCUCACCAAUUUGAAGCUCACUGCCUUCUUCAAAAUAUCCGUGAGGAAUCAAACAAGCAUGGUUUGGAAAAGUUGCAAGAAAAAAUUCUCUCAAUUGUUUUGAAAACAAAAGACAUUGUGGUAGGGAGUGAGUUAGAAGGAAGAAGCAUGAUAGAAAGAAAGCUACGUAGUAAAAGGGUUUUAGUUGUUCUUGAUGAUGUUGAUGAUGUUAAGCAACUAGAGAAGUUAGCCGGAGCGCAUGAUUGGUUUGGUGAAGGGAGCAGGAUAAUAAUUACAACUAGGGAUGAGCAUUUGCUAACCCGCCAUGCAGACGAAGUAUAUGAAGUGAGCUUGUUAUCACAUGAUGAGGCUAUGGAGCUCUUUAGGAGACAUGCAUAUCGGAAAGAUAAACCUAUAGAAGAUUACGAGAUGCUUUCAGAAGAGGUAGUUUCUUAUGCUGGUGGGCUCCCUUUGGCACUUGAAGUUCUUUGUUCUUUUCUAUAUGAUAAAAACAAGGAUGAGUGGAAGUGUGCCUUGGCCAGGUUAAAAGAUAUCCCAGAUGAUGAGGUCAUAAAGAGACUCAAAAUAAGUUAUGAUGGACUUACAGCUGCUGAGAAAGUGUUAUUCUUAGAUAUUGCAUGUUGCUUUAAGGGAGGGUAUAAAGAUGUGGCAAUGGAGGUGCUUGAUGCUUGUGAUUUACACCCUGGUAUAGGGAUAACGGUGUUGGUACAAAAGUCUCUCAUAAAGGUUAAUUCAGAUGAUGAAUUUGAGAUGCAUGACUUGAUAGAAGAAAUGGCCCACUGCAUUGUUAGAGGGGAACACCCUAAUAAUCCUGAAAAGCAUACCAGGAUUUUGAAGAAGGAAGAUUUAGCAUACCUCUGUGACUUGGGGGCAGAUCCACCGCCAAUGGAAACUGAAGUGUUACUUUACAGCCUUCCAUGUCUAUCUAAUGUUGUUGCAAAAAUGAAGAAACUUCGGUGGAUUCGUUUGUAUCACUAUCCAGCAUCUUCAUUCCCAUCAAAUUUUCAGCCAAAAGAGCUUGGUUAUCUAGAGUUAUAUGGGAGCCAACAAAAAGAACUCUGGCAUGGGUAUAAGGAAAUGCCAAAUGCUUUAAGGAAACUUUUGAUGAUAUUGCCAGAGCAUCUACCAAAUUUGAAAAUUCUUGAUCUUACUUAUUCAGAGAACCUAAUCAGGACACCAGAUUUUGAAGGCCUUCCAUGUCUUGAGAGAUUGAUUUUAGAGGGUUGUGAGAGUUUAGAAGAGAUUCAUCCAUCAAUUGGAUAUCACAAAAGGCUUGUUUACGUGAACAUGGAAGGGUGUUCAGGACUUAAAAGCUUUCCACCCAUCAUACAGAUGCAAAUGUUGGAGACUCUUAUUCUCUCUGAGUGUCAUGAACUUCAACAAUUUCCGGAUAUCCAGUCGAACAUGAGUCUACCAAAUUUGAAAGUUCUUGAUCUCUAUGGUUCAGAGAAACUAAUCACGACACCAGAUUUUGAAGGCCUUCCAUGUCUUGAAAGAUUGAUUUUAUUCGGUUGUAAGAGUUUAGAAGAGAUUCAUCCAUCAAUUGGAUAUCACAAAAGGCUUGUUUUCGUGGACAUGAUGUGGUGUACAGCACUUAAAAGCUUUCCACCCAUCAUACACAUGAAAAAGCUGGAGACUCUUAAAUUCUAUGAUUGCAAACAACUUCAACAGUUUCCGGAUAUCCAGUCGAACAUGGAUAGCUUGGUAACCCUUGAUUUGAGUUGUUCUGGUAUAGAAAUAAUCCCACCCUCAGUUGCACGAUUUUGUACCAACCUUGUUUCUUUUAAUUUAUCUCAUUGUCACAAACUGAAAAGGAUAGAGGACAGCUUUCUUCUCUUAAAAAGUUUGAAAGACCUGGAUCUCAGUGGUUGUAUGGGGUUACAAUCUUUUCAUCAAGACCGGUUGGUGAGCCUCAAGCUACCUCAGUUUCCACGUUCAUUAAGGGAGUUGGAUCUUAGUUUGUGCGAAUUGGGAGAUGGAGACAUCCCAUCUGAUAUAUUUUGUGAGUCAUUAAACCUACAGGUACUAGACCUAAGUCGUAACAACUUUUCAAGAUUACAUUCCAGCAUCUCACAACUCCCGGGUCUCAAGCUCCUCAAUUUGUCAGGCUGCAUAAACCUUGUAGAAUUGCCAGACCUCCCAUCAAGCAUAGCUAUUCUCAGAGCAGAUGGUUGUGACUCACUUGAAAUUGUAAGAGAUUUAUCAUACUAUAAAUGGUUGUGGAAAGUCUCACUUUUGGGGGUGGUGAAACUGAAUAACAGGGUACUACUUUCUAUGCUUGAGGAAAAUGCAGUUAAAGAUCGCUUUAUGAGUGUCUCACUUCCCGCGGUUGAACCAUCAAGCAUUUAUACCAAACUUGUCACAUUGCAACUUCCACACAACUGGUACAGUGACUUUAGUGGAUUUUUAUUAUCAUUACGCGCUCCUGAUUACUAUUACUAUUCGUAUCGCAUAGUAAUUAAGCAGAAGAUGUCCACGGAUCACUCUGAAAAGUCUGAUGAAGAUUGGGAACAGUGUAAGUUUGGUGAAGAUCACUCUGAGAAGUUUAAUAACGAUUUGGGACCAUAUGACUCUGAAAGCGUGGGCACGGAUUACUCUCACGAGUCUGAUGAAGAUUGGGAACAACGUAACUAUGAAAGGGUGGGUUAUGUACCCUUUAGUUCAUUGAGGCACAUCCCAUGGUUCAAUCCUACAUACACUCAAAAUAUUUCAUUUCAGGCUAAAGAUAUAUAUGAAGAUAACCCGGGUCUUAAUGUAGAACUUGUUCGUAGUAAAAGUAAAAUAGGUGAUUUAAACGAACACCCAAUCGAUUACUCAGAGUGUUGGGAUGAAGAAUUUGAAGAUGACAAGACAUUUGAGAUCACAUAUGAUUCACAGUCCUCUGAAACACAGAUUUCAUGGAAACAUUGGUAAUCGAUCUCAGUUUCAAAUUUCAAACAUUUGCCAACAUUUUGUUACCAUUUAAAGUUUGGUUUUGCUUCUCCAGCAUCAUUGCAGCCUAAAAAAAGUUGUAAUAAAUUUUCCUUUAUUAUCUCGUAAGACUUCACAUUCUAUAUUUUGUUCAUUACCAGGUUU